UACUAAAAUUUAAGGAUGUUAGGAUAUUACGAUACCACUUCUUCUCGUUUCCAUCGACGGCGCAAAACGUCAAACCAACGCACGGCCCGGCAAAGAACGGACGGACCCGAUCCAUUCCUCCCGCUUAAAGUCUGCCCAUCUCCCCACCGUCCGAUCCCCCAAAAAACCCAAACGCACCCUCUCUCUCUCUCCUUUCUUUAUCAUCAUCAACAAUCAGCGACACAAAUUUCCCAGAUUUCCCCUGUGUCUCUCACUCUGUCUCCGUUAACAAUUUCCACACGCAGAGAUAAUAAUCCCAGGGACGAGAAGCACCCACGGAGGAGUAGAGUAGAGGCAUAGAGAGAGAGAGAGAGAGAUGUCUCGCAGCUGUUCUCACUGCGGAAACAACGGCCACAACUCCCGCACCUGCCACGGCGACACCGCCGAUACGACUGUCAAUUCCGGCGACGGAGGGGGUGGCACGGCGGGGGAGGGCGGGAUUAUGCUGUUCGGGGUUCGAGUCACGGCGGGGAGGAACUCGUUCAGGAAGAGCGUGAGCAUGAACAACCUGUCGCAGUACGAUCAGGGGAAUCAGGACCCCUUCGUCGCCGACGCCGUGGCGUCCGGGUACGAGUCCGACGACGUCGUUCACGCCUCCGGACGCAGCCGCGAGCGCAAACGAGGGGUGCCGUGGACCGAGGAGGAACACAGGUUGUUUCUGGUGGGGCUGCAGAAAGUCGGGAAAGGCGAUUGGAGAGGGAUUUCCAGGAAUUUCGUCAAGACCCGGACGCCGACGCAGGUGGCCAGUCACGCUCAGAAGUACUUCCUCCGCAAGAACAAUCACAAUCGCCGGCGACGCCGCUCCAGUCUCUUCGACAUCACUACCGACAACACUUUCGCCGGCAAUUCUAUGAUGGAAGUGGAAGACCAGCAGAAAUCGCCGAAUCAAGAAACGGCGGCGGUAGCGGUGGUUCCGAUGAAGACCAGCAACCAGCUGCAGCUGGGGAAGCUUCCACCAGUUCAUAAUUUCCCGGUGGCUAUACCAAUCACCGGGGACGGGUCAUUCGAGAGGCUGACGCUAGGACCGCCGACGAGUACAGCGAAACCCAGCAGGCUGGUUCGACCAAUCCCAAUUCCGCCGUCUUCCAAGGUGGCGGCCGAUCUCAAUUGGAACCAGAAGAUGAUGAGCAGUAGUAACCGUUCCGGCGGUCGUCAUCAGGAGACGUUUUUGCCUCUAUCGCUCAGGCUCUCCACUAGUCCUUCCUCCGACGAGCAGUCAUCGUCAUCGGCGGCGGGAGGGGGAACGAGGUCCUCUGCUUUUCAGGGCAUGUCGAGUGGGGACAGCAUCAUAAGCGUUGCGUGAGAGAAUUAGGAACAGCAAACAACAACAACAGUCAACAUAUUAGUGGCUCUCUCUCUCUCUCUCUCUCUCUCUCUCUUUCUCCGCAGAAUAUUUUCUAUUGAUUAAUGUUGAUUGAGAUGUGACAAAAAGGGAAAUUUGGGGGGGACUGAUUUGCAACUUUUUGUUAGAUAUGGGCUUAUGGGUGUGAAAGAUUUUAGGAAUUGGGAUUUUUAGUGAUGAUGAUAAAUUAAGAUAUCAUAAUAUUAUUAGGAGGAGAAGGAUGAUUGAUUCUUGGUUUGUAGUUUGUACAGGGGAAUUGAGGGAUAAUGGUAUAUGGCGGGAAUGGGAAUAUGGGAGGGGUGAUGAAAUAUCGUUUUUAUUGAAAUGAUUAUUGGCAUUAAGAUCUAAGAUCUAUUAGUUGUUAUCAUAAUAUCGUAAUGUGCUUUUGUUUAUUUACGUGGACUGAAUUGUUGUUCAUUUUUUGUUCUUUGCCGUGACUGUAAAAUGGAACCGGAGAUUUGAUUGGAC
Linum tenue is the source of this 1849-nucleotide messenger RNA. NCBI's taxonomy places the organism in Eukaryota, Viridiplantae, Streptophyta, Magnoliopsida, Malpighiales, Linaceae. The record is from the annotation of a GenBank genome assembly.